AUGGAUCGUACUUGGAUGUACGAUAGAGUAUAUUCCAAUAGACACGGAUUGAAAGAAGAGUAUGUUCGCGGGGUUAAAGACUUCGUAAAGAGGGCUUUGAAACAACCUAUUUGUAAAUCUGAGGGAGGGAUAAGGUGUCCGUGUAUAAAUUGCAAGUGUCUCAAGAUAAGAACACCAACUAAUGUUAGACUUCACUUGUAUCGAGAUGGAUUUCAACCAGACUAUUGGAUUUGGACUCAACAUGGAGAAGUAGAGCUCAAUGUUAAUACAAGGAAUGAUUCAAAUAGUAGUGAGCAUGUGCAUCAUGAUGACCAAAUUGAGGCAAUGAAUCAGAUGGUGUAUGAUGCUUUUAGGCCUUAUGGAGUAUUCUCUCACGUGAAUGAUAACAUAGAAGUUGAGGAAUAUACGGAGGAUGAGUUUCCCAACGAAGAUGCCAAACGAUUUUAUGACAAGUUGAUAUCUUUCAACAAGCCCAUUUAUGAGGGAGCUACCCAAUCAAUAUUAUCAAUAUCUACUCAACUUCUUGAAAUUAGGUCUAAUUGGCAUGUACCACAAAAAGGUUUAGAUUUUGUUGCACAAAUGCUUAAAAGUGUAUGUCCAGUUCAAAAAUGCUUGCCCGAUAACUAUUACCAAGCAACACAGUUGGUAUCUAAGUUAGGGCUAAAGGUUGAGAAGAUUGAUUGUUGUAAGAAUGGUUGUAUGUUAUAUUACAAGGAUGAUAGCAAUCUAUCAGAGUGCAAAUUUUGUAAUGCUCCUAGGUUCAUUCCUCGCAAGACUGGCAUGGGAAAGUACAAAGAUAUCCCAGUGAAGAGAAUGUUCUACUUCCCAAUCAUUCCCAGAUUACAAAGAUUGUAUGCAUCAACUGAGUCGGCAAGUGAAAUGAGAUGGCAUCACAUGAACAAAAAUAGUUCCAACAUCCUUCGCCACCCGUCAGAUGGAAAAGCAUGGAAACAUUUUGAUAGUGUAUAUCCUGACUUUUCUAGGGAACCCAGAAAUGUAAGGUUGGGUCUGUGUUCAGAUGGUUUUACUCCUUACAUUCAAGCGUCUGCUUCUCCAUACUCAUGUUGGCCAAUAAUAGUUACUCCGUAUAAUCUCCCCCCUGAAAUGUGCAUGACCAAACCAUACUUGUUUUUGGCAUGCCUCAUACCCGGACCUAAAAACCCUAAAUUAAAGAUAGAUGUCUACUUGCAACCAUUGAUUGAUGAUCUACAUCGAUUGUGGUCCAAUGGAAUAUUGACCUAUGAUAUAUCUACAAAACAAAACUUCAUCAUGAAAGCCUGCUUGAUGUGGACAAUUAAUGAUUUUCCAGCCUAUGGUAUGUUAUCUGGAUGGGGAACACAAGGUAAAUUGGCAUGCCCUCAUUGUAUGGAACACACUGAUGCUUUCACCUUGAAAAGUGGCCAUAAGAAUUCCUGGUUUGACUGUCAUCGUCGUUUCUUGCCAUCUAAUCACUCCUUCAGAAGGAGUAAAAGAAGUUUCCUAAAAAAUAGGGUUGUGACCAAUGAGCCACCUCCCAUUUCCACAGGGAAAGAUAUAUGGGCGGUAAUAAGUAAUUUUCCAAAAGUUACUGAAAUUGGAUGGGAGGCGAAAUGGAAAGAAUUCGAAGGAAAAAACGUCUUCGAUAAUAUAUUUAAUACUGUCAUGAAUGUUAAGGAUAAAACAAAGGAUAAUGAAAAGGCAAGAGAAGACUUGGCUAAAUUAUGCUUUCGCGGGGACUUGGAGCUCCAACCCUUAGAAAACGGAAAGAAUGGUAAACCAAAGGCUAGUUACACUCUAACCAAAUCUGAAGCCAAGUUGGUUUGUAAAUGGCUUAAGGAAUUGAGAAUGCCAGAUGGCUAUGCUUCAAACCUCAGUAGGUGUGCGAAUGUAGAAAAGGGUACGGUGCAUGGGAUGAAGAGCCAUGAUUGUCAUGUUUUCAUGGAAUGUUUACUCCCAAUUGCAUUCCAUUCAUUGCCAGAUUUGGUUUGGAAACCAUUAACUGAGCUAAGUCGAUUCUUUAAAGAUCUUUGUUGCAAUACAUUGAGGAUGGACGACUUAAUUAAGUUGGAUGAGAAUAUUCCAAUUAUCAUAUGCAAGUUGGAAAGGAUUUUUCCACCAGGUUUCUUUGACUCAAUGGAGCAUCUUCCAAUCCAUCUUGCGAAAGAAGCAAUUCUAGGUGGUCCAGUACAGUACCGAUGGAUGUAUCCAUUCGAAAGAUUUAUGGGAGUCUCAAAGAGGGCAGUGACAAAUAAGGCUAGAGUUGAAGGUUCCAUAUGCAGUGAUUAUAUACAUCGCGAGACAAAUUACUUUUGCUCUCAUUAUUUCAACUCUUUCCGUUUGUUGCCAACCAUAAAUCUUAGUAACAAACCUCAUUUAGACAAUGAUGACAUUCUACCUACAAUGUCCAUUCUACAAAGUGGCGGUCGACCAAGUGGGAAGUCACGAAAAUAUUUUCUAUCUGAUAAGGAAUGGAAGUCUUCACAUGUGCAUGUCUUGAUAAAUUGUGAUGAGGUUAAACCAUAUCUUGACAUAUUCUUAGAGAACCACUCUCUAGAUAUAGAAGAUUCAUCUGGGCGCAUACAUAUAGAGUUUCCCAUAUGGCUGAAGAAAUAUGUAAAUGAGGAGACAAAUGGAGUUACUAACCAAGAUAUAAUUGCCUUGUCUCGCAGUCCUGCAUCAAUGGCCAUAUCAUGGAACAUGUAUUUUAUCAAUGGGUACAAGUUUCAUACUGAAGAAUGGAGCAAAGGUAGAAAAACUAGCAAUUGUGGUGUGCACGUGAAAGGUCUUGCAGAAGGAGGAAAUACUGAUUUUUAUGGAAUAAUCAAACAUAUCUUUGAGCUAGAUUACUUUGGUCUGAAGCAUAAGAUUCCAGUUUUUUAUUGUGAAUGGUUUGAUCCAACAAGGAAUACGGGUACAAAGGUUCACCCACAAUAUAAAACUGUGGAUAUUAAGAUGGAUAAACGUUAUCGUCCUUAUGAUCCUUUCAUCCUUGCGCAAAAUGCAAGACAAGUGUAUUAUGUCCCAUAUCCAGAAAUGUGUAGAGAUAUGCGUGGAUGGUGUGCGGCAAUCACCACAAAACCAAGGGGUCGCGUAGAGAUUGACAACAUAGAGGAUGAAGUACCUUAUCAAUCUGAUGGGAUGUUACCGGCGCUACCCAAUGUAGAAAUUGAAGCAAUAUCUUGUUUGCGUGACAUGUCACAAUUAGAUGUGUUUGAAGAGAUUUUUGAUUGCUCUACUAGUGAAGCAGAUAGAGGGCAUUGA
Lathyrus oleraceus (garden pea) is the source of this 3240-nucleotide messenger RNA. RefSeq lists its product as uncharacterized. Bases 1 to 3240 code for a protein of 1079 amino acids. The record is from RefSeq and is a predicted model, not a curated record. The transcript has 4 exons. NCBI's taxonomy places the organism in Eukaryota, Viridiplantae, Streptophyta, Magnoliopsida, Fabales, Fabaceae.